AUGGGAACUGAGCGCUGGGACCGUGACCGUGUGUAUGAGCGGGAUCGCUUCGAAGAUGAUAAAUACUACAUGAGAGGUGGUAGGGGCCGGGAACAAUCCGAAGAUCGAUAUGACAGACGUCGCUUCUAUGAGGAUGACUUUGUGCGGGACCGACGGUACCAUGAUGACGACCUCCGAUACGAACCCAGAAGAGAGCCCGCUCGACAUCCAGAAAUCGAUCGCCGUGUGGUCAUGGAGAAGGAGAGAGACCGAGAUUACUAUCGGGAUAACUCUCCUCGUAGACCUGCUUUUCUCCGACGACAAUCAUCCCUUGACACCUAUGAUCGCCGUCCCAUUCGUCACGUCCUAGAUCAGCGUGAAGAGUAUCCGCCUCCAGCCAGGCGAGAGGAUAUAUUCAGGGACGAAUACCGGGCUCCAGCUUAUACGCCUAUUCCCAUUCCAAGGGCCAGGGGUCUUCCACCGCCUGGGCGACGAGAUGACCGAUACUACGACGACUAUCGCCCAGAGUCGGAGUACCAUCCGGAUGAUGAUUAUCGACACAUGCCGGAGCGUAUUAGAGAGCGGGAAGUCAUUAGAGAACGGGAGAAGCGUGACAGAAGCCGAGAGUCAAAGGCUACUCGGUCGCACACCCACCGUAGCAGCUCACGGUCAUCCAGCUCUUCGUCCAGCAGUGCCGGGGGAGCCACUCUUCGUAGCGAAUACCCAAAGAAGGGUAAAACCAAGAUUCCCGCACGUCUGGUCUCCAAAAGGGCACUCAUUGAUCUCGGAUAUCCUUACGUCGAAGAGGAUACCACCAUUAUCGUUCAGAAAGCCCUGGGCCAAGAAAACAUCGAUGUGCUGCUAAAAUUGAGCGAAGAAUAUAUCAAGGUUGACCAAGAAGUCAUCGCCGCCCGCUCUUCUGCCGGCGACAUCAUUGAGGAGCGGAGAAAGGAGACCUUUGUUGAGGCACCUAUCCCACCACCUCCUCCACCUGUUGCUAUUCCAGCACCGCCUCCCGCUCCCAUCGUUGUUCCUCCCCCUGCUCCUGCUCCCGCUCCUGUUAUUGUAGAAGCAGGCCCUCGCGGUUCGGGACACAUCGACGUUGUCGACCGAACUGUCAUUCGUGAAUCGUCGCCGUCGCGAAGCUCUAGUAGCUGGGAUUCCGGCCACCAUCAUCACCACAGACAUCACCACCACCAUGAGGACGGUGCACUUGUCGUCGUGCCUCGUUCACGAUCUCGCUCUCGGAGCCGUCGUGAAAUUCGGGCAGAGAUUAAAGCACUAGAGCGGGAACUGGUGCACCGACCACGGGGUGAAGUCGAACGCGAAGUCGUACGGACCGAGAGAUUGCCAGAUGGACAGCUUGUGGUUUACGAAGAGGAAGUGGAAAGGACAGUUGCGCAUCCUAAACCUCCCAGGAUUGAGAAGGACAAGAAAGGACCACCACCAGCUCUAAUGCGAGCCAUGCUGGGCACUCUGACCUAG
This is a messenger RNA of Pochonia chlamydosporia 170, 1464 nucleotides long. RefSeq lists its product as hypothetical. Bases 1 to 1464 code for a protein of 487 amino acids. The record is from RefSeq and is a predicted model, not a curated record. NCBI's taxonomy places the organism in Eukaryota, Fungi, Ascomycota, Sordariomycetes, Hypocreales, Clavicipitaceae. The transcript is spliced from 4 exons.